CCACAAGCUUCGAAGGUUUGCUGGUUCUCUAAUGGAAGUUUAACUUAAAGAACCUUACAACUAUGAACAUGGCCACCGCUUCAAGGCGCUUACUUCUUGGGACUUCCGUUUUCCGAAUUCACAGACAUGCCCCUGCAACUCCAUGUUCUAUCUUCCGCACCCUACUCAACACCCCUUCCUCUCACCGCCCCCUCACUUCGUUCCCUCUACGGUUCGCCAAAGCUUCACCUUCGACAAGGCCACACUUCCACUGCUAUAGCUCUUCUGCUGCCUUAGAUAACUCAAUUGACAGCACCGAAGCUCCUGAUUCUCACCCCUGGCCUGAGUGGGCCACCUUCCUCGAUCGCUUGAAGAGUAAAGGAUAUUUCGAUGAUGAGGUUUCUUCUCCUGUGGAGGACGGUGAGGGCGAGGGUGAGGGUGGUAACAGUGCUUCUGCCAAUUUGGUUGGGGAUUCUACUGUUAUGGGUAACUACUCCAAAGACUUGAAUCGCUUGAAGAAUGCUUGUCUCAGUUUUGCGCGUGAGCGGUUCGACAUUUUCAAAUCAUUGUCCAAAGAGGACAUUCAAACUGUUGUUGAGUGUGGGUGUCCUAGUCUGUUUCGGAAAACCGUCAAUUCAGCAAAACGAUUGAGAGCAUUUGUAAGACUUGAUGAAGGAGAUGUAUGUAGUGCCUGCAAUCUCCGAGGAUCCUGUGAUAGGGCCUAUGUGAUACUCAAGGAAUCUGAAGCGCCCGCCCGUACCGUGGAUAUUGUGCGUAUUUUGUUUAUUUACGCACUAGAUCCACUUGUUCUUUCUGGAGGAGAGAUGCCACAUGGUAGAGAGCGUGUUGAAGCAUCAGCACGCAAACUGCUUUCUGAGCUAAUUGAACUGAGUGACACUUCCCCUGAUCCUGCACUUCCAAAGCCUGCUGCAAGACCUACCAACAAAAAGGAACGGGAUGAGAGGGUCAUGGAUCGUGUACCGACUCAAAAUGUUGAAAUGAAGAGAGGAGAUUGGUUAUGUUCCAAAUGCAACUUUAUGAACUUCGCUAGAAACUUGCGAUGUCUAGAAUGCAGAGAAGAAAGGGAACCUAAGAGAGUUGGUGUGGAUGAUGUUGAAAUGAAGAAAGGAGACUGGAACUGCCCACAAUGCAACUUUAUGAACUUCGCUAGAAAUUUGCGAUGCCUAGAAUGCAGAGAAGAGGGACCUAAGAGAGUUGGUGUGGAUGAUGUUGAAAUGAAGAAAGGGGACUGGAACUGCCCACAGUGCAGAUUCAUGAACUUUGCUCGCAAUACUAAGUGCCUGCGUUGCCAAGAGUCACGACCAAAAAGACAGCUAAACCCUGGGGAAUGGGAAUGUCCCAGUUGUGAUUUCUUGAAUUAUCGAAAAAAUAUGGUGUGCCUGAAAUGCAACUGUGAACGCCCCAAAGACCCAGCAAUGGAAUAUGAAGGCCAGAUAUGGAAAAGACCUCGUUGAGUGGCUUCUCAUGGCAACGUGUUCAGAAGAUGAUGAUGACAUUCUUCAAAAUCAUGAUCUCCUUGGCAAAGUUUCUUCCACUUAGUGGUUGAAUCAAUGCUCAAGAAUUGAAGUUAUCUUCUGCAAGAAAGAGAAACAACAUCAUAAAGGCUUUGAGUGGCUGCCAAGAAUUCUUUUAUCAUAGUUUUUCCCCCCCCUCUUUCUUUAAAGGUUUAAAAUAUAACAUCACAGCUUGAGCUUCUCCAUUAGUAGGGCGAUAUGCGCUUUGCAUUUAGUCAAAUCUUGAUAUUCUAAUGGAGGGAAUUUUUUUUGGUG
Molecule: messenger RNA, 1769 nt
Organism: Telopea speciosissima
Lineage: Eukaryota; Viridiplantae; Streptophyta; Magnoliopsida; Proteales; Proteaceae
Product: zinc finger protein VAR3, chloroplastic
Exons: 7
Coding region: 63-1454 (463 amino acids)
Cellular component (GO): cytoplasm
Molecular function (GO): mRNA binding
Source: RefSeq, a predicted model, not a curated record